CUUGACAGAGUCAGUCCUCAAAGCUGCUUAUGAAGGGAAACUCGAUCAACUCAAAACGUCAGUCCUCAAAGCUGCUGAUGAAGGGAAACUCGAUCAACUCAAAAAAUAUGCAUCAGAACUAGACCAUCAAAUGGGAGUUGGAUUACCAACAAUACUUGGGAAUAUCCGAAAUGAAGAUGGUAGACGUGCGCUUCAUAUUGCUGCUGCAGGAGGGAGAUUAGAUGUUCUCAAGUACUUGAUUGAAGAUAUGAAACUUAAUAUUGAUGUCCAAGAUAAUUCAGGCGAAACUCCAAUGUGCUGUGCAGCUAUAGAAGGACGUUUGAGCACUGUAGCAUAUCUUCUGAAAAUGGGUGCCAAUCCUGAAAUACCAAAUGGUACAGCUAUGAUUCCAUAUCUUCUGAAAGUGAUGGGUGACAAUCCCGAAAUACCGAAUGGUACAGAUAUUCCUAUGAAUCCUUUGCAUCAUGCUGCUGCGGAAGGAAAUCAUGAUAUCAUAACCUUGCUACUUUCAAAAGGUGUCAACGUAGAUGUUUCAAAUGGUUUUGGCUCACCCCUGCUACAUGCUUGCGCUGUUGGCAGACACGAUACAGUUAAACUUCUUCUGGAUCACAAUGCCAAUCCCAAUUGGCUCUUCGGCGAGGCGACUACUCCACUUCGGGAUCCAUUUAUUCCAAAUCUUGGCAAUGCGUGGAGAUUUCUAAUGUAUGAGAGAACUUUCCAUCUUGCUCUUGGUUCCAUAUCUUUUGCUUGGCUCUUAAGGAAGUAUGUACCAGUGGCAGGUGCUGAUCCAAAUGGUGGACCAGAUGGAAUGGAAGCUCUGGCAUCUGCCGCUGGAGUGGGGACAAUACCAAUCAUCAAGCUACUGGUUGAAGCUGGUGCAGAUCCAAAUGUUACAAAUACUGCAAUAAUUUUACUUGAAAGUUCUUAUUGUGGUACUUAA
Molecule: messenger RNA, 940 nt
Organism: Papaver somniferum (opium poppy)
Lineage: Eukaryota; Viridiplantae; Streptophyta; Magnoliopsida; Ranunculales; Papaveraceae
Product: serine/threonine-protein phosphatase 6 regulatory ankyrin repeat subunit C-like
Exons: 9
Coding region: 131-940 (269 amino acids)
Molecular function (GO): protein binding
Source: RefSeq, a predicted model, not a curated record